This is a messenger RNA of Cuscuta epithymum, 4355 nucleotides long. Lineage: Eukaryota; Viridiplantae; Streptophyta; Magnoliopsida; Solanales; Convolvulaceae. The record is from the annotation of a GenBank genome assembly.
UAAGUCCUCUUCUAGCAAAAAAACAGUACAUCGCGGGUGAUUUACUAGUUUCAAAAAAGAACAAUUGUAACCGGAUUAACUGCAUCUCUCUGUUGUUGUUUUCUACCUUAAAAUUGAAAAAUUACCGUCAUGGCGUCAUGCUCUUCUGAUUGCUUGCAACCGGUUCUCAGAUCGAUCCAGGAAGAGGGUCGAGGUUCACGAUUCAAGGAAAUGGUUGAGACCAGGCGAAGUUCGUCCUCUUCCAAACGCCCCCCUCCUCCCCCCUCCUCACCUCUACCCCAUGGAAAGCGGUCCAAGGCUACUGAGUCGUUGUCAUCCACGGAUGACAUGCUCGGGGAGAAGACGCCGGGUGCGGUGAAUGAAUCAGGGCCGGAAUCGGCGGAGCAAGAGUUUCGUUCAGCUGAUCCGGAUGGAACCUGUGCAUUGAAGUCGGCAGACGCGCCGCUCUGUAUGAAAUUGCCCGAGGCUUCACUGGGUGACCAUUCUGCUAUUGAUGCGGUCAAGUUGAAUUCAAAUGGGUCUGGACUGAACAAGGAAAAUAAGCUGCAGCUGAAGCCUACUCUUGGAACCGCAUGGGGAAAACUUCUCUCUCAAUACCCACAAAUUCCUCACAUUCUUUUGCAUCAAUCUACUUUGACUGUUGGACAAGGCCGCCAAUGUGAUUUGUGGGUGGGUGAUCCAUCUGUCAGUAAAUCUUUAUGCAAUCUGAAGCACAUUCAGACUGAGAAAGGGAGUUCUAUCACACUACUUGAAAUUAGCGGGAAAAAAGGUUCUGUACAAGUAAAUGGUAAGAUUUAUCCGAAGAAUUCUACUGUGCCGCUAAAUGGUGGUGAUGAGGUGAUUUUUGGCUUGUCUGGAAAGCAUGCUUACAUCUUUCAAAAGCUUACCGGUGAAGACAUAUCUGCUGCAAGCAUACCUCCUCCAGUGAGCAUCUUAGAAGCCCAUCGUGGACAAAUGAAAGGUGUUAAUUUUGAGGCGAGGUCAGGGGACCCGUCUACAGUAGCCGUUGCUUCUACUUUAGCUUCUUUAUCAAAUCUGAAGGAAGAGUUGUUGCUUCUCCCCCCAUCAGAUUGUAAUGGUGAUAUAAAACAAGAGACUGAGGUCUCAGCACUGCCUGCUGAUAGUGAAGAUCCAGAUAGACAUGAUUUAGACUCUGACCUGAAGGAUUUCUCUGAUCAUAAUGAUGUACCUCUUGAUGAGAAGUCAGGUGCUAUAUCCCCUGAAUGUGGCAAUGAGAACUUGAAUCCCGAGAGUGGUGGUGCAAUAGAUUCUUAUGAUGGAGAAACUGGGAAGGAAGCCGAGGCACCUCGGGAAAUCAGGCCACUCAUCCGAAUGCUUACUGGAUCUGCUUCUGAGUUUGAUCCGAGCGGCAACAUACCCAGAAAUGAUGACCAUCAGAAAGACCUGCUUAAAGAUUUUGAUCCUCCUGUUUUAACAUCAACCAAGCGCCAAGCAUAUAAAGAUGGACUACAGCAAUCAAUACUUGAUCCCAAUAAUAUUGAGGUCUCGUUCGACAAUUUCCCUUAUUACUUGAGUGAGAUUACGAAGAAUGUUCUGAUUGCUUCAACUUACAUACACUUGAAAUGCAACAAGUUUGUAAAGUAUGCCUCUGAUAUUUCCACAGUGUGCCCAAGGAUUUUGCUAUCUGGUCCGGCAGGCUCCGAAAUCUAUCAGGAGACUUUGGCUAAGGCACUUGCAAAACACUAUUGUGCUAGGCUUCUAAUUGUUGAUUCUCUUUUAUUGCCCGGUGGGUCAACAAAAGAAGUUGAUCCUGGAAAAGAGAGCUCAAAGCCUGAUAGAGCAAGUAUGUUUGCUAAACGCGCUGCACAGGCAGCAGUACUACGACUCAAUAAAAAGCCAUCUUCAAGUGUUGAAGCUGAUAUCACUGGUGGUUCAGCUAUAAGCUCUCAUACUCUGACAAAGCAGGAAGCUUCUACUGCUUCAUCAAAGAACUACACAUUCAAAACUGGUGAUCGUGUCAAGUAUGUUGGUUCAUUACCAUCAGGGUUUUCUCCUUUGCAAGCUCCUGCAAGGGGUCCAGCGUAUGGGUAUAAAGGUGAAGUGCUUCUUGCGUUUGAAGAAAAUAGUUUGUCAAAGAUAGGAGUCAGAUUUGAGCGGCCAAUUCCUGAAGGCAAUGAUCUUGGUGGACUCUGUGAGAAUGAUCAUGGAUUUUUCUGUGCUGCGGACUUAUUGCGCUUAGUUAACUCCAGCACUGAUGAUAUUGACAGACUGGCAAUCAAUGAACUUUAUGAGGUUGCUUCACAAGAGAGUAAAAAUGGCUCCCUAAUUUUGUUUGUGAAAGACAUAGAGAAGCCUGUUAUGGGAAUUCCUGAGAUCUUUGCAGCAGUCAAGUUUAAGCUUGAAAAGUUGCCAGAGAAUGUUGUUGUGAUAGCAUCCAAUUCCCAAUCAGACAACCGGAAGGAAAAAUCUCAUCCGGGCGGGUUUUUGUUUACAAAAUUUGGGAGCAACCAGACGGCAUUGCUUGAUCUUGCAUUUCCGGAUAAUUUUGGUAGGUUGCAUGAUAGGAACAAAGAAACACCCAAGGCUUUUAAGCAGCUUGCACGUUUAUUCCCAAACAAAGUGAUGAUACAAAUUCCACAAGAUGAAACACUACUAUCGGACUGGAAGCAGCACUUGGAUCAGGACAUUGAAACUUUGAAAUAUCAAGCAAAUAUUUCUAACAUUCGCAAUGUUUUGAAUCGCAUUGAGCUUCAUUGUCCUGAUAUCGAAACAUUGUGCAUAAAAGAUCAAACAUUGACAAAUGAGAGUGUGGAGAAAAUGAUUGGCUGGGCUCUGAGUCAUCAUUUAAUGCAUUCUUCGGAAUCUUCCACCAAAGAUGGCAAACUUGUGAUCUCCAGUGAGAGCAUUAGGUAUGGGCUCAAUAUCUUGCAAGGCAUUCAAAAUGAAACCAAGAGCGUGAGAAAUUCUCUUAAGGAUGUGGUUACUGAGAAUGAAUUUGAGAAAAAACUACUUGCUGAUGUUAUUCCACCCAGUGAUAUUGGAGUUACUUUUGAUGACAUUGGGGCCUUGGAACAUGUGAAGGAUACUUUGAAGGAAUUGGUUAUGCUGCCUCUUCAAAGACCAGAGUUGUUUUGUAAAGGACAGCUUACCAAGCCUUGCAAGGGGAUAUUGCUUUUUGGACCUCCAGGCACUGGUAAGACAAUGCUCGCAAAAGCAGUUGCAACAGAAGCUGGUGCAAACUUUAUUAACAUAUCAAUGUCAAGCAUUACAUCAAAGUGGUUCGGUGAAGGAGAAAAAUAUGUCAAAGCAGUAUUCACUUUAGCCAGUAAAAUUGCUCCUAGUGUUGUUUUUGUGGAUGAGGUGGACAGCAUGCUAGGGAGACGGGAAAAUCCUGGAGAGCAUGAAGCUAUGCGCAAAAUGAAAAAUGAAUUUAUGGUGAAUUGGGAUGGUUUGCGCACAAAGGACAAGGAACGAGUGCUUGUUCUUGCAGCAACCAAUAGACCCUUUGACCUCGAUGAGGCGGUUAUUAGGAGGCUUCCUCGAAGGUUGAUGGUUAACUUGCCUGAUGCUUCUAAUAGGGAAAAGAUUUUAAGAAUUAUAUUAACCAAGGAGGAGCUAGAUCCUAAUGUUGAUUUUGAAGCAAUUGCUACUAUGACUGAAGGGUAUUCAGGAAGUGAUUUGAAGAACUUGUGUGUUACGGCAGCACAUUGUCCCAUUAGGGAAAUUUUGGGGAAGGAAAAGAAGGAGAAAGCUUUGGCAAUAUCAGAAAACAGACCAUUGCCAGCUUUGCAUGACAGUUCUGAUAUUCGUCCUCUUAACAUGGAUGAUUUCAGAUAUGCGCAUGAACAGGUGUGCGCCAGUGUAUCGUCAGAGUCAACAAAUAUGACUGAGCUUCUCCAGUGGAAUGAAUUGUACGGAGAAGGUGGAUCAAGGAAGAAAACAGCUCUUAGCUACUUCAUGUAGAGAGAUAUGGCAGAUGUGUGAAUUGUAUAUUGCUGCUGCUUGUUUAGUCACUUCAUUGUCACUGCCAGUGUGGUGGUCUGGACACUGUCAACAGUGUGCAUGAGAGAAUAGCAACCUAGGCUGGUGGGACCCGGAUGCAUGAGGAUUUCAUCUAGCUUCAUGAAUUCUCUGUUCAGGUCCUUGUGUAUCAUAUUUUCUGUCUAUAGUAUUUAACCUCCAAGCUUGCCAAGGUGUAAGCUUUAGAACAUCUGUUCAGAUUAUUUGACUGUUACUCUAUUUGCUAGGUUUCAUUGUUGUAACUUUUGUAAAAGUAUAUGUAACUCAAUAGGGAUAUAUAUGUUUUAUUUCUCGCAAUUGCUUGCACUAUUUGCUUUAUGAAUUCACUGAAUUAUUAAUGUCUUGCUUUGACCGGAUUAAUAUGCUCCAAGUAU